AUGCAAAUACUGCAAGUACCACCCGGAGGAAGUUGCUUGACUGAUAGGAAUUGUAAAGGUGGUUCGAAGUGUCGAGAUGGUUGGUGCAUUUGUCCGGAAGCAUCGAUGAAAGUAAUCGAUUUUAACUGUGAAAAGGUCUAUAGUGACCCACUCCUCACAUUGAUACAGAAUAAUUCCUCAGCAACAAACUCAUUAACAAGCGAUAAUAGAAUUAUGAUUCCGCGAAUAAGUUUGUCCGCUCUAAGCAUUGCACCAGCCUCGGCAAAAAUGCUCGAAACGAUUGAGCGUCCUGCAACGUUUCCAACUUUCGUCUCCAAACUUCAUGUUGACUCUUUAACCUCAUCGACAGUAUCGCUGCAGUACGUUGGAGAUGUGCAACCUGCUGCUGACGUUAGUCAGUGGAAAACAGCAACAGCUGUUUCAACUAUCAACGAUAUCACUCUUGCUACAUCGAUACCGAUUCGCCUUCCAGGCCAACCACGAAUCACUGGGCCACCAUUGCGUAGACCACGUCCUCAAACGGCUACAGUGUCAACCUACAAAAUUCAACCUGGAAAUGGAAUAUGUCCUACUCCAGAUAAUGUUGUUCGUGAUGAGAGCACCAACUAUUUGAUAAUUUGUAACGGUGAGAAACCGCUGUGUCCACCAAAUUCCUACUGUUACGUUACUGGAUAUGCUGAUCAAGAAUACAAUUGCUGUAGGUCCUGA
Molecule: messenger RNA, 708 nt
Organism: Loa loa (African eye worm)
Lineage: Eukaryota; Metazoa; Nematoda; Chromadorea; Rhabditida; Onchocercidae
Product: EB module family protein
Exons: 3
Coding region: 1-708 (235 amino acids)
Source: RefSeq, a predicted model, not a curated record